This is a messenger RNA of Galeopterus variegatus (Sunda flying lemur), 1746 nucleotides long. It is a transcript of the gene PLPP5, whose product is annotated as phosphatidic acid phosphatase type 2 domain containing 1B. The record is from RefSeq and is a predicted model, not a curated record. The coding region runs from base 51 to 725 and encodes 224 amino acids. Gene Ontology annotation, biological process: phospholipid metabolic process. NCBI's taxonomy places the organism in Eukaryota, Metazoa, Chordata, Mammalia, Dermoptera, Cynocephalidae. The transcript is spliced from 6 exons. Gene Ontology annotation, molecular function: phosphatidate phosphatase activity.
GGGUGACGGAGCGUCUCCCUCCCUUCCAGAGGCGCAUCCAGCCCGAGGAGAUGUGGCUCUACCGGAAUCCGUACGUGGAAGCGGAGUAUUUCCCGACCAGGCCGGUGCUUGUCGUCGCGUUUCUCUGUCCGCUGUCUCUGAUCUUCCUGGCCAGAGUUCUCAAGAAGGCAGACUCAACAGACAGCAGACACGCCUGCCUGGCUGCCAGCCUUGCCCUGGCUCUGAACGGCAUCUUUACCAACACAAUAAAGCUGAUAGUGGGCAGGCCACGCCCAGAUUUCUUCUACCGCUGCUUCCCGGAUGGGCUGGCCCAUUCUGACUUGAUGUGCACAGGGGACAGAGACGUGGUGGACGAGGGCCGCAAGAGUUUCCCUAGUGGACAUUCUUCCUUUGCAUUUGCUGGUUUGGCCUUUGCUUCCUUCUACCUGGCUGGGAAGUUACAUUGCUUCGCACCACAAGGCCGUGGGAAAUCCUGGAGGCUCUGUGCCUUUCUAUCGCCUCUACUUUUUGCUACUGUGAUUGCACUAUCCCGCACCUGUGACUAUAAGCAUCACUGGCAAGAUGUACUUGUUGGAUCCAUGAUUGGAAUAACGCUUGCCUAUGUCUGCUACAGGCAAUAUUAUCCUCCUCUAACUGAUGCAGAAUGCCAUAAACCAUUUCAGGACAGAUUUGCACUUGCCACUCAACAGAAGAAGCCUGGUGAUUCUUAUUGUUUUGAUAUUUAAAAGUUGAAUCUACCUCAGUGGAGAAUAGGUGAAUUAGUCUAGUCCUUUUAACUGGACCAUGCACAAGACAAGAAUUUCUGGACCUUCAGCCCCUUCCAAGGUACAAGUGAGGACAUAAGCCCCACUGUAUUCUGCCUCCAUAUGAUCAUGCAGUUUGCCUCUGCUCACGUGGAUUUAUCAUGAGGAGUCAAGGUUCUUUUCCAUUACUGUAUGCCACAUGUUCUGGUAAAAGGAUCUUUCAAUGGUCCUCCAACAGAGCUUAUGAAUCUGGUCCAUCACACUGGUGUCCCAAGAUCUACAAUGUUUUUACAUUUAAUUUAAAUGCUGUCCGUGGAAGGAUCUUGUCACAGCGAAGCCUUUAGAUAGCCCCACUUUAUCCUCAAAGCUGGAGUUCAUUAUCAAAACUUAAUUUCCAUUUCCUGUAGCUUAAAAUCUAGGGCAUGACCAAAUAAAUUACUUCGAUUCUGUUUACUUUCUCUGGUGACAAUUCCAUCAAGCCUUAAACAGGAAAAUGUCCAACUUUGGCUAAUUCAUCGCUGUUAACGCUAUCUUAUCUGAGUCCAGCCAUCUGGUAUUGCUAUCCACUUUGAACACUGUGGGCAUAAACAAUUUGUUGAAUUAGUAAGUGAACACACACACAAAAAAGAAAAUGGUCAGGAGUGGUUUCAGCACUAACAACAGAUGACUGUUUCUACUUCAUUUGUCCUCAGCUGUGCUCAUGAGAUUCCUUCCUUUCAUUCAAGAUUGAAGAUCUGCCCAAGUGCAUCAACUCUACCAACUGACUUAGGCAGGAAAGAAAAAUCACAGAUAUCAUUAUCUGGAAAAUGAAUCUUUUACUGUCCCUUCUUCACAACAGAAUAUAUGGAACACUUACUUACGGAUACCAUCAGAACCAAUGCCCUGGGACCUACAGCUACCCUUCUCUUUAUUGUGAUUAUACUUGAAAUAUGACCUCUUACAUAUAUCUUCCUAUAUUUUCAGUAUAUCUUUUUUCUUCAGUAAACCUGAUAUUCAAGUAAAA